AUGUUUCUAGUGCAUGGCAACUUACUUUGGGGCAAUAUCGAUGAUUCGAUAGGACUUGCUAAGGAAAAUCCACGCGGAAUCUCUCAUGUCUUAACAAUCGAUGCACAACCAGUCAAAGAGCUCGAUAAUUUAUCAUUGCAUGUUAAAUUUGUCCAAGCUUUAGAUACUCCAUUUACCGACUUACUCGAUCAAAUCGAAGACUGUAUCCAGUUUAUAAACGUAGGCAUGGAUCAAGGCAAAGUUCUCGUCCAUUGUACAGCUGGGCUAUCCAGAAGUGCUUUUGUCCUGAUUGCGUAUCUUAUGAAGAUGGAAGAAAAGCCAUAUACCGAAGCUUAUAAUGCUCUUAAAUCGAUUAAUGCAAACAUGUGUCCCAAUGUAGGAUUUGUUCAACAGUUACAAUUAUACGAAAAAUUAAAUUGCAAAAUUAAACCAUCCGAUGCUGAAUAUAGAAAUUAUCAAUUGCAAAACACAGCAAGAAUGUAUACAGUACUUGGCGAUGUUAGUAAAGUUAAAUCAUUCAUUCGUAGCUCUCAUCAUGGCCUACUAAAUGGAAAAAUUGUAUAUAAAUGUAGAAAAUGCAGGUCAUUACUAUACUCAGAAAAUAAUAUUCUAACACAUUCAAUUGGCACUGGACAAGGGGCAUUCAAGUGGAGAAAACGCAAUGCAAAAAAUAAUAAUAAUCAACAACAUGAUGUCUCAGUAUGUAGUUCCUAUUUCAUACAACCAUUGCCAUGGAUGGAAUCAGUUAUUGUUGGAAAUGUGGAAGGAAAACUCUCAUGCCCUAAAUGUAAUAAUCGUAUUGGUUCAUUCAACUGGGCAGGUUCACAGUGUUCUUGCGGAGCUUGGAUUACACCUUCCUUUCAAAUUCAUCGGAAUAAAAUUGAUGAAUCAAAGUAG
Messenger RNA from Trichoplax adhaerens, 897 nucleotides. RefSeq lists its product as uncharacterized. Gene Ontology annotation, molecular function: protein tyrosine/serine/threonine phosphatase activity. Gene Ontology annotation, cellular component: nucleus. The transcript is spliced from 7 exons. Gene Ontology annotation, biological process: protein dephosphorylation. NCBI's taxonomy places the organism in Eukaryota, Metazoa, Placozoa, Uniplacotomia, Trichoplacea, Trichoplacidae. The coding region runs from base 1 to 897 and encodes 298 amino acids. The record is from RefSeq and is a predicted model, not a curated record.